Molecule: messenger RNA, 5834 nt
Organism: Coregonus sp. 'balchen'
Lineage: Eukaryota; Metazoa; Chordata; Actinopteri; Salmoniformes; Salmonidae
Source: the annotation of a GenBank genome assembly
AUGUUUAUUCAAGUCAUGCUUUACCCCACCCAGACGCACAGCUUGCAGGACCUGCAGCAACAAGCAGCCGUCGCCUCCAAAGUGUAUGUCCAGAGGGACUACAACUCGGGUAAAAUCUGCAAGUUCCAGACCAAGUUCCCCUCUGAGCUGGAGUCUAGGGUAUGAUAACAGCUGUUGCUUAGUUAGGUAUCUCUGCCUGAACAUACAUGAUCUAAGGGAUUGGUAGUUGGUAUUCAGCAGUCAUAAAGUAUGCCUUAUUUAAUUUGAAGAACUAUAAAAUAUUUAUUGUUAUUUAUUAUUUAAAAUAGUCAGACAGCAUAGGCAUCAGCUCUAUAAAACAAAUGUAAUAUACAAAACGGAAAUAUUUUAUUAAAGUCGUGUAUAAAUGAUGGUUAAUAAGUGAUAAGCAGUAUGGGCAGUCAAUACCAUCAUGUGACUUUUAAUAAUUAUUUUAUUCUGUGUUACAGCAUUCAACCAACAAUGCAUAGUGCAUUUAAUGUAAAAUAAAUAAAUAAUCAUAAACCCUGAUUACUUUUUAUAAUCGAACCGAAACGACCUCAAAGCACUAAUCAUUCAACACUAGUGCACUCUGUAGAGUACCACAGUAUGAGUCAUAAUACCCAUAAAACCAAGCGGUCAAACAGGGAAAUGGUUCCAAUUGUUUUUCCACCAUUCAUUUUUCCCAUAGGGGAUUUUAGAAACACUUCAAAUAAGGACUGUGCUUUGUGUAGGCUUACCCUGGUGUGACGUUUUGAUAACCGUGUAAAUCUCUAAAUUAAAUGCUAAUUAGCUGCUAAUGUGGCUAUCAUAAAGAACUACAAACUCCAUGAUGAUCUGGACGAGACUGCCGAAUCGAGGCACUGGUAAUAAUCUCUGGAUUGUAUUAUUUAUUAAUGAUAUUAUGAAUAGAAAUGGUGGCCCUGGCUGGGCUCCUUCCUUGCGGAGAGCAUAGUCCCGCUCAGCCCAGUCAAACUGUUCGCUGCUCUGGCCCCAAUGGUGGAACAAGCUCCCUCACGACGCCUGAAGGAAGGGAGUCACUCACCACCUUCCGACAUUUGAAACCCCACUCUUUAAGGAUACCUGGGAUAGGAUAAAGUAAUCUUCUACCCCCCCCCCCCCCAAAUUGUAAGUGGUUAUCCCACUGCAUAGGGUGAACGCACCAAUUGGUGAGUCGCUCUGGAUAAGAUUCGUCUGCUAAUGACAAAUGGUCCCUUGAGCAAGGCACUAACCUAAUGCUCCUGUAAUCGCUCUGGAUAAGAGCGUCUGCUAAAUGACUAAAAUGUAAAUGUAAAAUGAGUUGUGUCACGUAUGCAGCUAUCGAAAUAUAUAUGGGAAUGUCUGCUCAAUCCAAAGUUAGAACCAACUGAUUGCAGCAUUACCACAAAAAUGGAGGAUGCAAGUGUAAGAGGGAAGGUAGGGAACAUGUUCGUCUGCCAUUUACUAAAGAUCCAAAUUGGCUGAAAAGGAUUGGCAUAAAUAGACAAAUCUACCAUUUUCAUUUGAGGACAAAAAUGUUGACAGCUGCGCCAUACAGGUUGCAAAAUAAAUGGGAAGAGAUUUUCGAUGUACUGAUUCCAUGGUAUAUGAACGGAUACAAAAAAUAACACUUUAUUCAACACUGAGUUUUUCUAUUUAAAUUAUUAUAAAAAAUUCUUGCCACCAACAGAAUGAUAUAUACAGUACCAGUCAAAAGUUUGGACACCUACUCAUUCAAAGGUUUUUCUUUAUUUUUACUAAUUUCUACAUUAUAUAAUAAUAGUGAAGGCAUCAAAACUAUGAAAUAACACAUAUGGGAUCAUGUAGUAACCAAAAAAGUGUUAAACAAAUCAAAAUAGAUUUUUAUAUUUGAGAUUCUUCAAAUAGCCACCCUUUGCCUUGAUGACAGCUUUGUACACUCUUGGCAUUCUCUCAACCAGCUUCACCUGGAAUGCUUUUCCAACAGUCUUGAAGGAGUUUCCACAUAUGCUGAGCACUUGUUGGCUGCUUUUCCUUCACUCUGCAGUCCAACUCAUCCCAAACCAUCUCAAUUGGGUUGAGGUCGGGGGAUUGUGGAGGCCAGGUCAUAUGAUGCAGCACUCCAUUACUCUCCUUCUUGGUAAAAUAGCCCUUACACAGCCUAGAGGUGUGUUAGGUCAUUGUCCUGUGGAAAAACAAAUGAUAGUCCCACUAAGCCCAAACCAGAUGGGAUGGCGUAUCGCUGCAGAAUGCUGUGGUAGCCAUGCUGGUUAAGUGUGCCUUGAAUUCUAAAUAAAUCACAGACAGUGUCACCAGCAAAGUACCCCCACGCCAUAACACCACCUCGUCCAUGCUUUACGUUGGGAAAUACACAUGCGGAGAUCAUCCGUUCACCCACACCGCGUCUCACAAAAACACAGCGGUUGGAACCAAAAAUCUCAAAUUUGGAGUCCAGACCAAAGGACAAAUUUCCACCGGUCUAAUGUCCAUUGCUCGUGUUUCUUGGUCCAAGCAAGUCUCUUCUUCUUAUAGGUGUCCUCUAGUAGUGGUUUCUUUGCAGCAAUUCAACCAUGAAGGCCUGAUUCACACAGUCCCCUCUGAACAGUUGAUGUUGAGAUGUGUCUGUUACUUGAACUCUGAAGCAUUUAUUUGGGCUGCAAUUUCUGAGGCUGGUAACUCUAAUGAACUUAUCCUCUGCAGCAGAGGUAACUCUUGGUCUUCCAUUCCUGUGGCGGUCCUCAUGAGAGCCAGUUUCAUCAUAGCACUUGAUGGUUUUUGCGACUGCACUUGAAGAAACGUUCAAAGUUCUUGAAAUGUUCUGUAUUGACUGACCUUCAUGUCUUAAAGUAAUGAUGGACUGUCGUUUCUCUUUACUUAUUUGAGCUGUUCUUGCCAUAAUAUGGACUUGGUCUUUUACCAAAUAGUGCUAUCUUCUGUAUACCCCCACCCCCUACCUUGUCACAAUACAACUGAUUGUCUCAACCGCAUUAAGGAAUACAUGGAAUACUACAUAUGGAAUCAUGUAGUAACCAAAAAAGUGUUUAAACAAAUCACAAUAUGUUAUAUUUGAGAUUCUUCAAAUAGCCACCCUUUGCCUUGAUGAUAGCUUUGCACACUCUUGCCAUUCUCUCAACCAGCUUCAUGAAGUAGUCACCUGGAAUGCAUUUCAAUUAACAGGUGUGCCUUCUUAAAGUACAUUUGUGGAAUUUCUUUCCUUAAUUCCUUAAUAGUGAAGUUUGUCGUCACUAUUAUUCUACAAUGUAAAAAUAAAGAAAAACCCUUGAAUGAGUAGGUGUGUCCAAACUUUUGACUGGUAGUGUGUAUCUCUGGAUUAACUAUCUAAUGUUAGUUAAAUGUAGUAAUUAAUAAAUUGGCUACAUUUCUUUAAAUGGACAAUUGUGAACUGUCUUGUGCAAGUUUUGAAUUGACACAUUACCUGUUAGCAAAGGUGUCAGCUAGAGAUGACGUGCAGGAGCUUGCAGGGAUUUGUAGUUUUGCAUGUUUACUUUGAUGCUAAUUAGCAUUUUCAAAUCUGAGAGUAAGUAGAGCCAAAUAUAUUGAUAAGUCACCUUAACCAUGUCAAUCUCACUCUGACAUCAAAGCGUCACGCCAGGGUAAGCCUACACGAAACACAGCCCUUAUUUGAAGUGUUUCUGAAAUACCCUUUGGGAAAAAUGAAUGGUGGAAAAAACAAUUGGAACCAUUUCCCUGUUUGACCACUAGGUUUUAUGGGUAUUAUAACCUCCACUGUGGGGCUCUAUAUAUCACCUCACAAUCGCACAUCCUUCUCUCUUCAGUAGCAGGCUUUAAAGAAACAGACCAGACAAGUAGCUGCGCAAUGGAUUAUGGUCAUUGUAGUUAAUUACCACGUAUUACGCGCUAAACUAUGCAAAAAAUAUUAGCCUGUUGGAAACUGCAACUCCCUACUACAUCGCACAGUUCAGGCUGGAUCUGAUUUAUCUCUAGAGAAACCGUGUGAUGUGUGCAUUGAGCUCACAGAAAAAAAACGAACGAAAUGGAAUUCAAAUAAUUGAACCGAUGCCGGUCAGUUGUUUAAAAUCUGAAAAAUAAUAAUUUGGGAUAAUUGCUCAGCACUUUAACACACACACACACACACAGAGAGAGAGCUACUUAGCAGUGAAUUGGUUUCUUUAAGAUUGUGUACAGUGUUCACCCUUAUUAGCACCUGAAUUAGGCCCAAUGUAUGGAAACAACUAGCUACUCACCUGUUUCCUUUUCAAAGGAGUGAGGUUUCCACUUCUCCAGACCCCCAAGAAAGGAUAAUUAUUACUCAGUGUAUUUGGCCGUGCAGACCUUUUUACUGAGUGGUCGGUGGGCGUUAUUUUUUUCAGGUUGAUAAGCAGCAGUUUGAGGAGACGAUGCAGACGCUUAACAACCUUUACGCUGAGGCCGAGAAAAUUGGUGGCAAGUCUUACCUGGAGGGCUGCUUGGCCUGCAUGACAGCCUACACGAUCUUCCUCUGUAUGGAGACCCACUAUGAGAAAGUAGGUCCCUCAGUCUUCUAGAAGUAUAUAGGCCAAGGGUUGGUAUAACAUUCAAAAUAAAAGCAAUCUGGGUCCCAAGUGUCACGCUAUGGGCCCUGGUCAAAAGUAGUGCACUUACUAUUUAGGGAAAAGGGUGUCUUUUGGGACAACCAAUGUUUAAUGACUCAUUGACCAGUGGCCAUAUUGGGUGGUCUUUUUAUGAGGCCAAGCCAUGAAUGGGUGAAAGGGCUUACUUUUUUUGUCUCUAGGUAUUGAAGAAGAUCGCUAGGUUCAUCAAGGAGCAGAAUGAGAAGAUCUAUGCUCCUCUGGGACUGCUGCUGACAGACCCAAUAGAGCGAGGUCUCAGGGUUGUAUCCUUUACUGUCUUGGAGGCUCACACAAACAGGGUUCAUCCCAAAUGGCACCCUAUUCCCUUUAUAUUUUCUGGGGGUCUGGUCAAAAGUAGGGAAUAGGAUGCCAUUUGGGACACACACACUCAGACCUUUCUUGUGUACCCUUCUUUCAUUUCUUGCUGGAUCCCAGUUUCCUUAACUAACCCCCUCACCAGGUUGAAAUCACAAUUUUUGAGGACAGAAGUAUUUGCUCUGGAAGGUGAACCACACCAAAGGUGAGUGUUGUCAGGGAAAACAUUCACCUCAUUGAAAUGAGCUUUCUUCUCACCCUGUUAACUCUAACGGGGGAUUUCAAUGGAAAUAUGUACUACGUUUCACAGCAACCUCACAAAGGUUUCUAUAUAACUAGAAAGAAUAGAAGAAUAUUGACUUGUAGAUACUGUCAAAUGACAUGUUCUGACUUAAAUUCCCUCUGGUUAACGAGCAGCAAUUACAAGCAAUGUUAUUUCACAACCACUGCUCCUGGCCUAAAGCUAUAAGCUCUCAAGACUACCUUCACAGUAUUCUUAAUUUGAAGUUUGUUUGUUUUUGCUCUUAUGCAGGAUGGCCUAUUUCACCUGGUGCAUCCCAAUUGUCUCGCCACACACAUCAAUAAUUCCUUCUGGAUGUAGAGAUCAUUGUUUUCUGUUUUUAUUUAUUUCACAAAAUGGAUGGGCUAUGUGUGCUAGUAGCCUAUAUCCCGCUGAAACAAACACUACCUGUUUUUACAUGUUUAUUGAGAUUAUUCAUUUGAACGUGAAAAAGUCUUAUUCUAGUUUAGCAAGACCACACUUUUAGUAUGAAUGGUACCGUUUUGUUUUAUAUUGCCAUUAUAAACUCUUACUCAUUAAAGGUGCAUUGUGUAAUAUCUCCAAAUACAAAUAGCCCUUAAAGAUAUAGUUCACCCACAGUUUUUAAACCUGUGUUUAAUAUACCCUCUUUUGUUCACAACAUUAGCAAAAUGGUUCCUUACCUUGACAGUAGUCUAUGGGCCAGGAGAAAC